Phytophthora nicotianae INRA-310 is the source of this 1610-nucleotide messenger RNA. RefSeq lists its product as hypothetical. The record is from RefSeq and is a predicted model, not a curated record. Gene Ontology annotation, molecular function: oxidoreductase activity, acting on the CH-OH group of donors, NAD or NADP as acceptor. The transcript has 2 exons. NCBI's taxonomy places the organism in Eukaryota, Oomycota, Peronosporomycetes, Peronosporales, Peronosporaceae. Bases 84 to 779 code for a protein of 231 amino acids.
CUUCAAAAAUGACCAUCACUCUUGGGUCGUGAGACCAGCCAUCGUCUCAUUUUGGAUCACUCUGGAGUUUUCCAACCAUUGCCAUGAGCGUUGCCAAGACCGUCCUCAUCACUGGCAGCAACCGCGGCAUCGGCCUCGCCUUCACGCGCCACUACGUGAACACCGAUUGGAAGGUCAUCGCCGCAGCACGCGACGUCGAAGGAGCCACCGACCUAAAGGAGUUGGCGGUGUCGAAGAUCAUCCCACUAGAUAUCACCGACGAGUCUUCAAUUGCCAAGGCGGCCGGGGAGCUCAAGGGCGAGCCCAUCGACCUAUUGAUCAACAAUGCCGGCAUGGGCGGCGGAGGCGGCGUUCCUGACGUUACCAAGGCGGAAGUGAUGAAGCUCUUCGAAGUGAACGCUGUCGGUCCCUUCCUCGUGACGCGUGCUCUGCUGCCGAAUCUGAAGCUGGCGGUGGCUAAGAAUGGCACAGCUACAGUGAGUCAGAUCACCUCACGCCUGGGCAGCAUCGCUGACAAUGCCUCCGGUGGCAGAUACAGCUACCGCGCGUCAAAGUCGGCACUUAACAUGCUCAAUAAGAGCCUCUCGAUCGAUCUCAAGGACGACAAGAUCGUUACACUGGCGCUACACCCUGGAUACGUCGUGACGCGCAUGACUGGCCACAAGGGCGAAGUCACUACUGUGGAGAGCGUCGCUGGUCUCACUAAGGUCAUCGCGAACGCUAAGCCUGAGGACAGUGGCAAAUUCUUCCACUUCCGUGGCGACAUUCUCCCGUGGUAAGGCUGCUAAUGGGACAAGCGAGGGCAUUGGGUAGCACACUUGAAGGUGAGCCAUUGCAACAAGUUGCCAGUUGCUAACGGCAAAUGAGCUUUUACUUUAAUUGAGUUUUCGCUCCUUCACCUUUGGAUGGCAACAUCAUCUUCAUCCACUGGCCGUCGGUCUACAGGGCACACUCGUCGAUACAGUAGCCAUUGCGCAAUACAUUGAGCAUGGAAGACGUGACCACAAGGCAGUGCUUCAGCACUCUCGUCCUCCAUGUUGCCGUCCAAGCAAAUGAUACACACAUUCUGGUCUUCGUCUUCAUAGCAGGACGUCACCUCCUCUCUUCUUGCCAAAAUUACUGCAGCCUCAGCCUCUUGCCGACGCAGAUACGCUGACAUGUCGGCCACAUUCUUCUCUGCCAGUCGCAGCGUCGACGCCAAUCGCCCUUGUUUCCCACUCGACAGCCCUCCAGUGCCUUGAUUCUGCUGCAACGAGAGCGCCACGAUACUCGCAAUGUGCUGCGCCAGAUUUCCCUUGGCUGGAGCCUCGAGUCCGAGCUGUCGCCGCGGUCGUCGGCGCGUCCUGACCGUCUCCAUCGUCACUGGGACUGGCCUUCUUGCAAACCCUUCAAUUCUGAUACAAAAAGAAAUAACUCUUUGCUACAUCUCACAAAAAAAUUGUCAAAAGGUGUAUGUAUUGGAACGCGACCUAGUCUGGUCUCCAGCUAUUGCCUCUGCAACAUUUACUCAUCAUUGGACUUGUGCUUCUUGUGCUUCUUCUUCUUCUUCUUGUCCUUCUUGGAUGCCUCCUCUCCUUCCUCAGCAUCCUCCUCGUCCGAGUCCUUCCCAC